Messenger RNA from Alternaria viburni, 2358 nucleotides. RefSeq lists its product as uncharacterized. Gene Ontology annotation, molecular function: zinc ion binding; DNA binding; DNA-binding transcription factor activity, RNA polymerase II-specific. The record is from RefSeq and is a predicted model, not a curated record. The transcript has 5 exons. Lineage: Eukaryota; Fungi; Ascomycota; Dothideomycetes; Pleosporales; Pleosporaceae. Gene Ontology annotation, biological process: DNA-templated transcription; regulation of DNA-templated transcription. Bases 1 to 2358 code for a protein of 785 amino acids.
AUGGACAACGGCCGCUACCCGCCCGAGGGCUCCAGCUCCAGGGAGGCAAAGGUAGCCAUACCAAGAAUUCCUGGCCAUGGAUACCAGAUGCCGCCUGCCACAAGAACUCCUCGGGUCCGCACCGAAGUAGUGAGCAAGGCUGUGAAGAUCAAAUGCUCUGGCCACCGUCCGCAAUGUAUCAACUGUCAACGGCAGGACAAUGAUUGUCACUACGACCUGGAGCGCAAGGACCGCCUCAAAGGAGCUCAACGCAAAUCGCACGCCUUGACUGCACUCUUGAUUGAAGUGAGCAGCCAGCUUGACGAUGAGAGCAAGAAGAGAGUUGAGGAUACCUUGGCAUCUUUCGAAGACGACACGCCGCCUCCUCCACCAACACCUGCUCUCUCUCAUGGCAAGCGCGCAAGAAGAGCUUCGUCACCUUCCCCCAAUGACGAUGCUCUGAGCGCCACCUCUGUAGAUGGCGGAGAAGCUCACGUCUCAGCUUCAGUCGGCUCCAACGAAGAUCUAGACUUCGUCCAAGAGGACAUUCUCAAUACGGAUGAGGCAGACAACACGGGCUACAUGGGUCACAAUUCGCACGUUCAGUGGCUCAGAGCCCUGGAAACCAAGAUCGAACAGCCCGAGGGCGAACCUGCCAACAUGCCCUACGGGCCACCGGGCGUCGACGGCGACGCCUUUAACCAGCGUGCUGAAGCGCUUCACGGGCGUCAGCAACAGAGCCAUACUCGCCCUUCUCCGCACCAUGACAAAUUUUCUGGCUACUACUUUUACCUUGACAAAUCCAGCAUCGACAUCGAUGUUGGUGAUCCACACGUCAUACCCUCUGCUGAGUCGGCUGAGAGGCUGUUCGACUACUACAAAGCAGUUGUGCAUAGUCCAUUCCCCAUUUUAGGUGACAUGUUCGAAGCUCAACUGAAAACGUACUUUGCCAAGGAUCAGGGUAGUCCUACGCUGGUCGUCUGCCCAAAGUGGAAAGCUGUUAUGAACCUCGUAUUCGCUAUUGGCGCACGCUAUUCUCAUCUCAUCGGCGCCGAAUGGCAAGCCGACGAUCGUGAUCACUUAGUGUAUAUGUGGAGAGCAAUCCAUCUAUUGCAGCUCCAAAGCAUUGAUACCCUCGUUGCGCAGCCAGAUCAAGCGCUGAUUCAGGCCGCAGGCUUGCACCUCAGACACGAAGACCCUUCCAUGUCUCCCAAGAGAAAGAAGGCCCUGGCCCAGAUUUGGUGGUCACUUUACUCCAUCGAAUGUGUUCUUACUUGCAUAACUGGGCGCCCACGCACAGUAAGCGCCAUUGACUGCACUGUACCGCCACCAGGCGCAAAGGGUACAGAACUGGAUUCAUCAUCUCGCGAAACCACCACAUCAGCUGCAAUCAGGCAGGCAUCUGAGUCUUCUGCGGGCGAGUCCAUGAUCAAAACCAGCGUCGAUCCGUUUGACGUAGCCUACGUUAGGAUCGACAUCCUCAUGGACAAGAUUUUGUCUGGCUUGUAUUCCGCCCAAAAGUCUGCCAAGUCCUGGAAGUCUGCCCAAAAGGAGAUUGCUUCGCUAUCUGACGAUUUAGAAGCCUGGGCCUUGCACUCCCUGGUUCGGGGUCCAGCAACAGCGACUGCUGCCACUUCAGAGAGCAACCUGAGCCGAGAGCAGGUGCUGCUUUACAUCUAUUACCACAACGCCAAGAUUUGCAUCACCCGGCCCUGUCUAUGCCGGCUAGACCUGCGCAUAAAGGGCCAGAGCGAACAGUCGACUCGAUUCAACCAGAAGUCUGCUGAGGCCUGCAUAGGUGCAGCUCUAGAUCUCACUUCCAUGUUGCCAGAUCCUCCCAAUCCUGCGUGGUUUUACGGACACGCUUGCAUCGAUAAGCUCAUACGAUGGUUGAAUUCGAUGAAACCCGUCGACGCAGUCAGCGAGAACGCAUACAAUGUUAUCGCCAGAGUCAUGAAUAAGCAGACUAAAGAAGAGGCGGCCCGUCGUCGACUACCUCAGCCACAAAUAACGGAUCAGCACCAAAAGCAGCAAGAUAUAGAGCAUAUGGCCUUUGACUCACAGCAGCGAUAUCAGCCGUACAGUCAACCUCUUACGUUGCAGCAGUCAGAUGUUGCAUGGCCAAGCGCUGACCCAUUCAAUAGCAACAUCUAUUCGCAGUCCAACACAGGCAACUUCGAUCUCUACGACGCUCCUGGCGGCGAUAUUUUGAACGAUCCCACCACUGGGCUAACAGAAUACGGUCAGCCUCUGAAUCUGUUCUAUGGAAAUCCCUACGAAUCGACUUUCGAUCACUGGGAAUGGGAUCCAGCGACUUUUCAGGAUCCAGAUCAGCAAGGUUAUCCAGGAUAUGAAGGGUAUGAUCCAGGUGGUGGCUAG